Messenger RNA from Mus caroli (Ryukyu mouse), 412 nucleotides. RefSeq names its product histone H4. Gene Ontology annotation, cellular component: nucleosome. The record is from RefSeq and is a predicted model, not a curated record. NCBI's taxonomy places the organism in Eukaryota, Metazoa, Chordata, Mammalia, Rodentia, Muridae. Gene Ontology annotation, molecular function: structural constituent of chromatin; DNA binding; protein heterodimerization activity.
CGGCGCUCAGGCUCCCUGUCAGCAUUUCUGCUCUGAGCUGUCUUGAGUGCAGUCAUGUCUGGCAGAGGUAAGGGCGGUAAAGGGCUGGGUAAAGGCGGCGCCAAGCGCCACCGCAAAGUGCUGCGCGACAACAUCCAGGGCAUCACCAAGCCCGCCAUCCGCCGCCUGGCCCGGCGCGGAGGAGUGAAGCGCAUCUCCGGCCUCAUCUACGAGGAGACCCGCGGUGUGCUGAAGGUGUUCCUGGAGAACGUGAUCCGCGACGCCGUCACCUACACGGAGCACGCCAAGCGCAAGACCGUCACCGCCAUGGACGUGGUCUACGCGCUCAAGCGCCAGGGCCGCACACUCUACGGCUUCGGCGGUUAAGUCUUUGUCCCUUUUCUUCUACAAAAGGCCCUUUUCAGGGCCACCC